GAAACUCGCCAGAAAGACUGAGCAGAGAGCAGAACAUGGCAGAAGCCUUCUUGGUGUGCAGGAACUGCAAAAGAAAUGUAGCCUCUGCCCACUUUGCCCUCCACGAGGUGCACUGCCUGCGGUUCCUGGUCCUGUGCCCGGAGUGUGAGGAGCCUGUCCCCAGGGAAAAGAUGGAGGAACACUGCAAGGAUGAGCACCAGCAGGCCAAUGAGUGCCGGGAACGCCUCACUGAGUGUAAGUUCUGCAAGCUGGGCGUGCAGCUCAGCAGGCUGGAGCUCCACGAGUCCCACUGUGGCAGGCAGACGGAGCUCUGCCUGGGCUGUGGCCAGUUCACUACGCGCCGGGCACUCGUAGAGCACACACAUUUCUGUUGGAGUCAACGGGCCCAGCUCGGGACAGGGGAAAGAAUUUCAGCACCUGAAAGGGAAAUCCACUGUCAUUAUUGCAACCAAAUGAUUCCAGAAAAUAAGUAUUUCCACCAUAUGGGUAAAUGUCAUCCAGACUCAGAGAUUAAGAAACACUUUCCUGUUGGAAAGCCAAAAAUUCUUCCUUCAUCUCUUCCAAGUCAAGCUGCUGAAAACCAAACUUCCACAAUGGAGAAAGAUGUCCGUCCAAAGACAAAAAGUAUAAACAGAUUUCCUCUUCAUUCUGAAAGUUCAUCAAAGAAAACAUCAAGAGGCAAAAGCAAAACCUUGGAUCCACUUUGGAUGUCAGAGCCCAAGCCUAGGACCACCUCCCCUGUAGGAGAUGAAGCAGCCUAUGACAUUCUGAGGAGAUGCUCUCAGUGUGGCAUCCUGCUUCCCCUGCCCAUCCUGAAUCAACAUCAGGAGAAAUGCUGGUGGUUAGCUUCAUCGAAAGGAAAACAAGUGAGACAUUUGAGCUAGAUUUGGAAAAGGAAAGGUGCUACAAAUUCAGAAGAUUUCACUUUUAACAUUGGCUUUCCUGCCUGCUUGCUGUGGUGGUCUUGUGAAAAAUGAUGGGUUUUAUUCAUUGGGCUUUAAAAGAAAAGGUUUGGCAGAACGAAAAACGAAACCUAUAUAUCAUCUCAAUAGAUACAGAAACGGCUUUUGAUAAAACUUAACAUGACUUCAUGUUUAAAACCCUCAAGAAACCAGGCACAGAAGGAACACACCUCAAAAUAAUAAGAGCCAUCUAUGACAAACCACAGCCAACAGCAUACUGAAUGAGCAAAAGCUGGAAGCAUUCCCCUUGAGAACCAGAACAAGACAAAAAUGUCCACUCUCAACGCAGUCCUAUUCAACGUUGUACUGGAAGUCCUUGCCAGAGUAAUCAGGCAAGAAAAAGAAAUAAAAAGCAACCAAA
Messenger RNA from Saimiri boliviensis boliviensis (Bolivian squirrel monkey), 1323 nucleotides. It is a transcript of the gene XAF1, whose product is annotated as XIAP associated factor 1. Lineage: Eukaryota; Metazoa; Chordata; Mammalia; Primates; Cebidae. Gene Ontology annotation, cellular component: mitochondrion. Gene Ontology annotation, biological process: apoptotic process. The record is from RefSeq and is a predicted model, not a curated record.